Molecule: messenger RNA, 1491 nt
Organism: Aspergillus clavatus NRRL 1
Lineage: Eukaryota; Fungi; Ascomycota; Eurotiomycetes; Eurotiales; Aspergillaceae
Product: purple acid phosphatase family protein
Exons: 2
Coding region: 1-1491 (496 amino acids)
Molecular function (GO): acid phosphatase activity; metal ion binding
Source: RefSeq, a predicted model, not a curated record
AUGAAGAACAAUCUAUUCACCACGCUGUCCGUCCUCGCGACGGGCGCUCUGGCAGCGGUGGACUAUCCUCCCCUUCCCGAGGACCUGACUACGCCUUUCCAGCAGCGUCUCGCUGUAUAUGGACCUAAUGCUGUCUCCGUCGGCUGGAACACCUACCAGCAGAUGAACCAGGGUUGCGUUCAAUAUGGUACAUCCAGCGAUGCCCUAACCUCCAGGGCGUGCUCGUCCGUUUCCACGACGUAUGCCAGUUCACGCACCUGGUCCAACGCGGUGGUGCUGUCCGACCUGGCCCCGGCGACGACCUACUACUACAAGAUCGUGUCCGGCAACUCGACGGUCAACCACUUCAUGAGCCCGCGGCUCGCCGGCGACACCACCCCCUUCACCAUGGACGUGGUCAUCGACCUGGGCGUCUACGGCAAGGACGGCUAUACCCUCGCCUCCAAGAAGAUCAAAAGGUCGGACAUCCCGCACAUCCAGCCCGAGCUCAACCACACCACCAUCGGAAGCCUGGCGCGCACCAUCGACGACUAUGAGCUCGUCAUCCACCCCGGCGACUUCGCCUACGCCGACGACUGGUACCUCAAGAUUGACAACCUGCUCCACGGCAAGGACUCGUACCAGUCCAUCCUGGAGCAGUUCUACGACCAGCUCGCGCCCAUCGCCGCCCGCAAGCCCUACAUGGCCAGCCCCGGCAACCACGAGGCCGCCUGCACCGAGGUCCCCUUCACAUCGGGUCUCUGCCCCGAGGGGCAGCGCAACUUCACCGACUUCAUGCACCGCUUCGCCCAGACCAUGCCGGCCGCGUACGCCUCGCGCUCCUCCAGCACCGCCGCCCAGUCCCUCGCCGCCAAGGCCAAGGCGCUCUCGAACCCGCCCUUCUGGUACUCCUUCGAAUACGGCAUGGCGCACGUGGUCAUGAUCAACACCGAGACCGACUUCCCCAAGGCCCCCGACGGCAAGGACGGCUCCGCCGGUCUCGGCGGCGGGCCCUUCGGCACCUCCACGCAGCAACUCGACUUCCUCGCUGCCGACCUCGCCAGCGUCGACCGCACCGUCACCCCCUGGGUCAUCGUCGCGGGCCACCGCCCCUGGUACACGACCGGCACGGGCAGCUGCGGUCCCUGCCAGGACGCCUUCGAGGGCCUGCUGUACCGCUACGGCGUCGACCUGGCCAUCUUCGGCCACCAGCACAACUCGCAGCGCUUCCUGCCGGUCGUCAACGGCACGGCGGACGCCAACGGCAUGACGGACCCCAAGGCGCCCAUGUACAUUGUUGCCGGCGGGGCGGGCAACAUCGAGGGCUUGACCGCGGUGGGCACGAAGCCGUCGUACACGCAGUUCGCGUACGCGGAUGAUUACAGCUAUGUGACGGUCUCGUUUGAGGAUCGCAAUCAUCUGCGGGUCGACUUUUUGCGGUCGGGUACGGAGGAGCGGCUGGAUUCGAGUACGCUGUACAAGAGCCAUGCGGCGCAGUUUGUGGUGCAGUAG